Messenger RNA from Dendronephthya gigantea, 4406 nucleotides. RefSeq lists its product as uncharacterized. The transcript has 28 exons. Bases 194 to 4333 code for a protein of 1379 amino acids. Gene Ontology annotation, cellular component: Cul4-RING E3 ubiquitin ligase complex. Lineage: Eukaryota; Metazoa; Cnidaria; Anthozoa; Malacalcyonacea; Nephtheidae. Gene Ontology annotation, molecular function: protein binding. The record is from RefSeq and is a predicted model, not a curated record.
UCAAAUUCGAAGACACUGACAAGCAUAUGUCAGACUGUCAGUUUGUGUAUAUUUUCCGAUCAAGAUGGACCUUGAUAAAAUACAUGUACUCAAAAGAUGUUCUCCAAAUCAAGAAAUAAUCAAGAAAUAAUAUAUUAAUUAAACCUUUUUAAAAUCGAUCUUUAAGAAAACACAGAUCGUUCAUGCAUGCAAAAUGAUGGGAAUUAAAGAUAAGGAGUUCACCACAGCCUUGGAGCAAGCCAACCAGGCUCAAAGCAAACUAUCGCAAAAAGUGAUCCGAGUAUUCUUCAGCUCUCCUUUUGGGGGUCUUGAGUUAGAACGAGAGGAGCUCACAAAGAAAUACUGGCCUCAACUUCAGUCACUGUGUGGUCACCAUGGUUACACAUUUGUUCCUGUUGAUCUGCGAUGGGGUAUCACAUCUGAUCUCUCGGCAAACGCGUCAACCAUAAAAAUCUGCUUAAGUGAAAUUGAUCGUUCCGACAUUUUUGUUGGAUUUUUUGGCCAGCGUUAUGGCUGGCAUGGUGACGAUGAACUUUUGCAAAAGACAUUCAAUGCUGCACAACAUGAUUACCCGUGGCUAGCUGAGCAUCGUGGAAAGGCUGUUACGGAACUCGAGUUUCUUCAUGGGCAUCUCAGGCAACCUGGACGAAUACCUGCGUGCUUUUAUUUCAGAAAUAAGGAUUACGAUGACAAGAUGUUUGUUCAAUACGAAUCAGAAAGAAACGAGAGAGAAAUGAGGAAGUAUAAGUCAAUAACGGAUGGUCCCCAUGCUGCAGAGAUGUUAGAUGAUUUAAAGAAAAGAGUUUAUGAAACUCGACACAAAUGCAUUGAUGUUUGCAUGUCCUAUGAAACACCACAAGAGGCAGCCAAGAUGAUGUUUAAAGCCCUAAAUGCGCAGAUUAAAAAGAUGCUUGCAACUGCAUCUGAUAUUGAUCUUAGUCCAAGAGAAGUGGAGAAGACGAAACAUGAUGCAUAUUUUGUAAAGCAAUACUCUAUUGGCGGAAAAUAUAUCGGAGGCGACAAAUACUUAGAAAAAAUUGACGAACUCAUUGCAUCAGAGGGGUCGAAUGAGAUAGCGGUUACAGGAACUGCUGGAAGCGGAAAAACUGCACUUUUGUGUAACUGGAUUGAUAAUCACUCGAAGAAAAAUCCAGAAGAUAUUGUUGUGUAUCAUUUCAUCGGUUGUGGAACUAACACUACAGAUCCCAAACUGAUCCUUCAGAGGGUAUGCGAUGAACUGGAUUACGAGUUACAGAAAAAGUUGAGCUCAGCAACAACGGGGACUGAGCCCAGGGCUUCAAAAACUAACGAAGAUGUAACGACAUCGUUACAUCGAAAAGAAGGAAAUCAAGUAACGCAAAGUGCUCCGGGUGAAAAGAAAAACGAAAGAAAAUCGUCACGGGGGCUUCUUUCAUGUUUCCGUGGGAGCAAAGUGACAGAUGUUGAUAAAAAUUAUCGUUACGAAAACGCGAAUGAUGCAAUAAAUCAAGUGGGUGAAGAGAAGAAUCAGGCAACAGAAGAACAAAAAGAGUUGAAGACAAAUGAUAAAAAUGCCACGAAUGUAAAGAAAUUUUCACCAAAAGAUUUGCUCCCCACAGGAGGUGGAAACCAUUCCAUUCAAAUGAUCUUGGGAAAAAUAGCAAAGCUUACUAAAGAUAUAUCUAAAGCAGAAAGAAAGGUGUUUAUAGUUAUUGACGCCUUAAACAAGACUGAUGAUCUUGGGAAGACUGGAAAGGUUUUAUAUUGGUUACCCGCCGACCUUCCAUCCAAUGUCUACUUGAUCGUCUCAACUAGAAGUAAGCAUCAGACUUCUAUGGAAGUACUUGUCCAAGAACGAUCGUUCGCCACAGUCGAAGUUUCCGGUUUAGAUGACUUGCAUAAAGAAACAAUGGCGAAGAACACAUUGGCACUUCGAGGUAAAGAAUUCUCAGAGAAACAGAUGUCAAAAGUUGUGGAAGCAGCACAGACCAGGAAUCCAUUGUUUCUUGAAAUUUUCCUGGAGGAAAUGUGUGGUUUCGGAGAUUUCUUUCUCGUUGAUAAACAGAUUGAUCACCUUCUUGAGGCUGAGAGCACAAAAAUUCUCUUUCUGAAGUUUAUCAAAAGGAUGGAGUUGGAUUAUAACCCAAAAGAUCCAGAAGGAAAUCCUAGCAGAAAUGUCGUAAAGGAAGUUUUGUGUUUGAUUGAAGUCUCCAACGAGGGUUUAUCAGAAGAAGAACUAAGAGGAAUUCUCCACAUUGACUCGGGAAUGUGGUCACCAAUAUUUUUUGCCAUUGCCAGUUUUAUUUUAGACAGAGCUGGUUUGUACAGCUUUGGCUACGAAGAUCUAAGUAAGGCAAUAAAUGAGAAUUACCUGACAGAACAAUCAGACAGGCUCAUGUUCGUGGAAAAGUUAUCCGACUAUUUUGAAGGCAAAUUUCAGGAUUUAUCGUUAUCAGUGGACCAUGUAGUACCAUCACGAAUAUCAAGUGAAUAUCCACGACUUCUGUCGAAACUUAACGAGGGUGAAAAGUUGUCCAUAUAUCUAACAAAACUUUGUGUUAUGGCUAGCGUCCCAAGUGAUGGCCCAGAGUGGUUUAAAAUGAUGGAUUACUGGGAACAAACAGGCCUAAGUAAUGAUAAGAUCUCGCAUGCAUUUUUAACAUCAAUUGAAGAGGAAAUUACCCAAAUAAGAGCAAGAGAUUUGCAAGAAUUUGGUGAAGAGAAGAAUCCAAUUUUGACGCAUGAAAAGUUGCUUCCAGUUCUUCUACGAAUCGCAGAAUUUAUGGUCAGCGCUGGCUACGGAAGAUCUGCCAUUCCUAUUUUACUCAAAGCUAAAGAACUUUAUGGAUCCCUGGAAAAUAGAGCGACAACAGAUCUUCAGGCUGUGGAACAAUAUUGCUGCAUCAAUUACAGACUGGCAUGCCUCUACGUCGAUUUGGAUAUGCUGGAUGAAGCCGAACCUAUUCAUAAGGAUGUCUUAGAAUUGAGAGAAAGGUACAGCGAUCAGUUUGAAAAUGGUGACAUUGAAGUGGCCACCUUACUUUAUGGCCUAUCUGUGCUUGAAGGGCGUCGCAGAAACUAUGACAAGGUUAACGAGUACAACACGAGAGUCCUGUGUCUCUAUGAAAAACGAUUACCCGAGGAUCACGAGUAUUAUGCCAAUCUUUACAAUAACUGGGGCGUGGCUGUGAUGUCCAAUAAUCCUUCAAACGAUAAGGAAAUAUACGAAAAAGCUAUAGAGUAUAUGAAUAAGGCUCAAAAAAUUUAUGAAUCAGUAUACUUUGGCCACUUACCUCCUCAAGUAACUGUCACAUUAAAUAACCUGGCUUUAUGUAAUCGACGACUUGGCAACAUCGAGGAAGCUAGAAAAAUAUACGAAAGAAUAUUGGCCAUUCGUAUCGACACGCUGGGAGAAAAUCACACCGAUGUUGGAAUGGUUUACAGAAAUCUUGGAACUUUGGAAAUGGUUGAGCAAAAUUAUGAUAUUGCGAUGAAUUACUACGAGAAGUCAUUAAAAAUAUAUGAGGCGUUUGGAGAAGAACAUUUGGAAACAGCUUUGUCAUUGGAGAAUAUGGCCUUAGCUUACAUCAAUCUCAAAAACUGGGAUAAAGCUCAUUACUAUUUCAACAGAGCUGGUGAAAUUCUCCACAAAACCGGAAGAAUGGACUGCUCUAUAGCCAGUAUGAACUCCGAGAUGGCUGACUACUACCUUAACAACGGUCGUGAACCAGAUGCAUAUAAAUUAUUUCAACGUUUAGUUGGUACCAGCAUAGCUACACCACGUGACUAUGCUGCCUUGGAAUACUUCGAUCGUCAACUGCCGGAGAGCGAAAGGCCGGCGAGGCCUUACGAACACACCUUGAACUAUGCCUUGGAAAAAUGGCCCGAUAAUGAAAUGUUGCUUCGAAACAAGAUCGUCUCUCUUAGUGAGAUUGGGAAUAUAGACAAAAUGAUGGAAUGUUUUGUCAAAGCUGGGAAAUGUGAUGUGAAUAUUUACCUCACAGCGUAUAGCUCGUUCGUUGAGAAAGGACAUAUUGCCAUUGCUAUGCCACUACUUAGGGAAGGCCUUGAGCAUUACCCUGACAAUCCAUUCUUACUUCGAAACACAGUGGAACUAUCCUUGGCAUUGAAGGAUUAUCCUUCAGUUGUUAAAUGUACUGAAAAACUGCUGAAUCAAGAUCCGAACGAACUUUUUGCAUUAGUGUUUCUUGGUCGUGCCCAGGCGCUUAAUGGGGAUCUGACACAGGCAAAAGAAACGUUUUCUCGUGGUUUAUCGGUUGCACAGCAAGCACAAGACGACGAACAUACUUCAAAGUUUGAAGUUUUUUUGAAAAUGCUGGAGAACGAUGCUUAAUGAUAUUAAUGGUGAUUAAUCAACCUUCACGUUGUACAGUUUUGUUUUAACACAAUAUAGUGUCAACACUGUA